AUGCCCACAAGAAAACCGCCCACAAGUAAACCGCUGACAAGUAAACUGCCCACAAGUAAACCACCCACAAGUAAACUGCCCACAAGUAAACCACCCACAAGCAAACUGCCCACAAGUAAACCACCCACAAGUAAACUGCCCACAAGAAAACCGCCCACAAGUAAACCGCCGACAAGUAAACUGCCCACAAGUAAACGACCCACAAGUAAACUGCCCACAAGUAAACCACCCACAAGCAAACUGCCCACAAGUAAACUGCCCACAAGUAUACCACCCACAAGCAAACUGCCCACAAGUAAACUGCCCACAAGUAAACCGCCCGCAAGUAAACCGUUCACAAGUAAACUGCCCACAAAUAAACUGCCCACAUGUAAACUGGCCACAUCUAAACUGCCCACAAGUAAACUGCCCACAAGUAAACUGCCCACAAGUAAACCACUCACAAGUAAAUUGCCCACAAGUAAAGCACCCACAAGUAAACUGCCCACAAGUAAACUGCCCACAAGUAAACCACCCACAAAUAAACUGCCCACAAGUAAACCGCCCACAAGUAAACUGCCCACAAGUAAACUGCCCACAAGUAAACCACCUAAAAGUAAACCACCCACAAGUAAACCGCCCACAAGUAAACCACCCACAAGUAAACUGCCCACAAGUAAACUCCCCACAAGUAAACCACCUAAAAGUAAACCACCCACAAGUAAACUGCCCACAAGUAAACUGCCCACAAGUAAACCACCCACAUGUAAACUGCCCACAAGUAAACCACCCACAAGUAAACCACCUAAAAGUAAACCGCCCACAAGUAAACUGCCCACAAGUAAACCGCCCACAAGUAAACCACCCACAAGUAAACUGCCCACAAGUAAACUGCCCACAAGUAAACCACCCACAAGUAAACUGCCCACAAGUAAACCACCCACAAGUAAACCGCCCACAAGUAAGCCAACCCCGAGUAUAGGGACUACCACAGCCUGGGAGGCAAUGUGGCAAUAA
Messenger RNA from Schistocerca piceifrons (Central American locust), 996 nucleotides. RefSeq names its product repetitive proline-rich cell wall protein 2-like. NCBI's taxonomy places the organism in Eukaryota, Metazoa, Arthropoda, Insecta, Orthoptera, Acrididae. The coding region runs from base 1 to 996 and encodes 331 amino acids. The record is from RefSeq and is a predicted model, not a curated record. The transcript has a single exon.